AUGUCUGCAACUGAGACCAUUGAACUGGCAAGUCUUGGCCGACCAUUUCAGCUGGGCAUGCUUUAUGACUGCCGAAGAGAUGUCCUCAUUCCAGGAAUAACUCUCUGGGAUGCUGAGAUGCUGAAGAAGAAUAUUAAUGUACGGCCACAGCCCAAUACUGACUUCAAAAUCAUUGCCUCAGAUUCAAGCGAAGACAAAGCAGAAGCCUUGAAUAUUUCUGCAUCUCUUGAAGCCAGCUUUAUAGGUGGAUUAGUUAAAGUGAAAGGGUCAGCAGACUUUUUAAAAAAUAAAAAGAAAUCUAAACAUCAGUCUCGAGUGACCUUACAAUAUCGAACAACCUCACGUUUUGAGCAGUUAACUAUGGAGCAUCUGGGAGCAGGGAACAUAAAGCAUUGCAAUGUACUGCAGGAGGGCUCAGCCACACAUGUUGUUACAGGUCUACUGUACGGAGCUCAAGCGUUCUUCAUUUUUGACAGAGAGGUUUCAUCUAAUGAAAACCAUCAAGAGAUACAUGGUGAGCUCCAAGCAGCAAUCAAAAACAUUCCUUUAAUAUCAGUUGAAGGUCAGGCAUCAGUGAACAUAAGUGAAUCAGAACAGGAUAAAAUAAAUAAGUUCAGCUGCACUUUUCAUGGAGAUUUUGCCCUGGAGAACAAUCCAGUGUCUUAUGUGGAUGCCAUCAAGGUGUACUCAGAGCUACCAAAACUGCUGGGAGAACAUGGAGAGAACACUGUGCCUAUAACCGUGUGGCUUUACCCCCUGAAAAAACUAGAUUCACAAGCUGCACAGUUAGUCAGGGAGAUCAGUGUCAGUCUAGUGCGAAGUGCACAACGGAUCAUGGAAGAACUGGAUAACUGUGACAUUCACUGCCAAGACCUGAUGAGGGACAAUAUCGCCACUCAGUUCCCCGAAAUCAAAACCAAAUUAAGAAAAUUUAAAGACCUCUGCUCAGAGUAUAAAACUGUUUUUCAAAAACAUCUCUGCAGUCUUCUUCCAUCUAUCAGGGGUGGAGGAACAGAAGAACAAGAGCUUGUUGAUGUUCUGAAUGACAAAGAAAGAUCCCCAUUUCAGGGUGCUCUGGUAAACAAGUAUCUACAAGAGCGAGAGCGAGAGAUGAAUGUUGUCAGAUCUUACCUGGACAUCAUGAAAGAUGUUCCUGUUUGUUCAUCCAGCAACGACUUGGACAAGGUUGUCUUGAAGCCAUCCAGUCACUAUGUCAUAGCCUUUGCACUCUCUUCCUUAGAUGAAAAUGAACUGUACAUUUUAGACUUGGAGAAUUACCUGAAAAAUCAAGCACGCAACAAUGGAGAGCAAGAAAGUUAUGAUCAAAACUCUUCAAAGAAGACAGAGAGAUGGUUUUCCUCAGGAAAUGUAACUGCACUUACCAGGGAAACUAUACAGGCCUUCCUAGAUUUUAAAGAAGCCAAUAGAGGAAGAGAGAAUAUUGAAUUCUGCAUUGCAUCAAUCCCAGAUGAACUCAGCUCUGCUUCUUCAAUUCAUGUGUAUGAGAGAGGCAGACUCUUAAACUCCCAGUUUGAGCUUCCCUCAAAACCACCAACACCGGUCAUCUUGAGUGCUGAACAUGACUGCAUUAAUCUGCAAAUCAAUCCUCCUGACCGUGGUGUAAGGUUUGUGACCUCCUACUGUAUCUCAUAUCAGUCUGCACAGAGCUCUGAAUGGACAGAGGUGUUUACUGAAGGGGUUUCAGAUCAGGUCACUGUGAAGCACUUACAGCCGAAUAAAGAAUAUCGUUUCACCUGUAAGGCUGUGUGUCGUCCAGGAGUGAGUCUAGCAAGUGACUCAACAUCUUUCUUUAAGACUCGUCCAUGUGCUCCUCCAGGAGCACCUACGGUGAAAAGAGCUGAAUCUGAGUCAGUAACUGUAGCUUGGGAUGUUCCUACAUCUGUGGGUGAAGAUGUUCUGGUCACUGGUUAUGUGCUGGAGUUCAGAGAAUAUACAAAAGAUCAGGAAAACGAAAAGCGAUGGAACGCUGUGAAAUGUACAAGCAGAGAGUGCACUCUUCAGGGACUGAAAGAAAACACAGAUUACACAGUCAGAGUUUCUGCUAAAUGUGGAAAUUAUGGAGAGAGUCUCCACAGCCCCAAAAUGAUGUUUUCAGCCAGUUAUAAGAGUAAACCAUCAAAUAAGGAUGGGAGUGAGCUGUUCGUGAAUCAAGCAACAAGAAUAAAAAAGGGAAAUCCAUCAACCCAUGCACUGACACUUCACAACAAAAUGGUAGAAAGUGUCCAUUUUAAUCAGUAUGUAUUUGGAAAAAAAGUGGAGGAUGUGAAAAACAAAGUCAUUCUUCUUCUAGGAUCAACAGGAGCAGGAAAAACCACGCUGAUCAAUGUGAUGGUCAAUUACAUACUUGGAGUAAAGUGGGAGGAUGGCUAUCGCUUUAAACUGAUCAAUGAAGUGACGAAUCGCUCACAAGCAGAGAGUCAGACAUCUAAAGUCUCAUCUUACGAGCUGUACAAUCAGCCUGGCUUUCAAAUUCCCUACUCCCUCACAAUCGUAGAUACUCCAGGAUUUGGGGACACAAGAGGAAUUGCACAUGACAAACUGAUAACAGAGCAGCUUAAAAGCUUUCUUUGCAGCCCUUUGGGAAUCGAUCACAUUGAUGCCGUCUGCUUUGUUGUCCAGGCCUCUCUUGCCCGAUUGAGUGCCAACCAGAAGUAUAUCUUUGACUCAAUCUUAUCCACUUUUGGAAAAGACAUCGCAGAGAACAUUAUAGUUAUGGUGACAUUUGCUGAUGGUAAAGAGAUCCCAGUUCUAGAAGCCAUCAAAGCAGCAGAUCUGCCAUGUCAAAAGAAUAAAAAGGGACAACCAACGCAUUUCAGCUUCAACAACUCAGCUAUGUAUGCAGACAAAAAAGUAGAAGCGCCUACAACCUCUGACAAUGAUUCAGAUGACGAUGAUGAUGAUGAUGACAAACUGAUCAAGCUUGUCUGGGAUAAAACCUUUAAACAGAUGAGGGCUUUUUUAAAGGCACUGGGGACCAUUGAAAGUAAAGAUCUGAAGCUCACUAUAAAGGUCUUGGAGGAACGGGAGCGCCUUGAGAAAGCUAUGACAAGUCUGACCCCUCAAAUAUCUGCUGGUCUCUCUAAAAUGAGCGAGAUUAAAAAAUUCAAGCAAUGUUUGGAAAAUGAGAAUGAGAACAUGGCACAAAAUGAGGAUUUUGAGCAAGAUGUAGAGGUGGUAAAAGCAAACAGAACCCCAGUGAACUGUUUUACCAUGAAUUGCAACAACUGUUUAUUCACAUGCCACUCCAACUGCUUCUUGCCUGCAGCGGACCCCAUGCAAACUUGUGCUGUGAUGGAGGCCAACCACUGCAUCAUCUGCCCUAAAAACUGCCAUUACUCUGCUCAUUCAAGGGAAAGGUUCAUGUGGACAUAUGAGACAACAAUAGAGAAAAAAACCAUUAAAGAACUAAAGGACAACUUCAUGAAGGCAAAAGGAAAGUUUAUGGACUCCAAGCAAAUACUUGAUGCACUUGAAAAAGAACUGCAUUUAAUUCAGGACAAGCUAAUGAAGUUGAUCAAACUGUCCUCUGAUUGCAUAAGAAGACUGGACGAAAUUGCAUUGAAGCCAAAAUCUCUCUCAACAGCAGAAUACCUUGAAAUUCUGAUCAAAACCGAGAAGGAGGAGAAAACCCCUGGCUUUGAGGACCGUAUUGUAGGACUUGAGAAAAUGAAACAAGAAACUCUUAUUCUGGAAAAAAUUGCUAAAGGAGUUGAUUUGCUCGAAACAGAGCGCAGCAUCAUUACAGAGAGAGAGAUGAGAAUGAAGACUGUAGCCCUGAAGAUUAUGAAAAUGAAGAAAUCUGUUAGUGCUUUACAGUCUCAGAGCCACAAGGAAGGAUCCGAUCAAAAGAAGUGA
Danio rerio (zebrafish) is the source of this 3876-nucleotide messenger RNA. Lineage: Eukaryota; Metazoa; Chordata; Actinopteri; Cypriniformes; Danionidae. The record is from RefSeq and is a predicted model, not a curated record.